AUGGCGGCUAGUUACAGCGCUGAGGUGCAGCAUGAUGCCUCCCAAUCUGGGAGCGGGCAAGCGGCAGACCAAAGCAACGGCAAUCAGGACCGGCAGUCUUGGUACAGCAGUAGCCAGUGGCAGGGUGCGGGAAAUUCCUGGGAUUACUACGGGAGUAAUGGUUGGAGUUAUUCUGCACCGAGCGCAUGGGCUUGGCAAAGCGCCCCGUCUUGGGGCAAUGCUCAGUGGGGCGGCAGCUGGUGGCAUGGCGCCGCAUGGACGGAUGAUUCGACGAGCCAGUCGAAGAAUGGGGCUGCUGAAAGCCAGGCUCAGGCGAGCCCAGAGGAGGCGGAUACGACCAGGCGGCAAUCUGCAUCUACCAUGGAAGAGGAUCCGUGGGGUGUUCCAGAGGGCACCGGAUCGCUGGACGACGAUCAAGGAUCGUCGAGCAAGCAGGGAUCGGCGGCACAGCCGAAGGCCACCGGGAAAGACUAUAUCCCGGAAUAUGACGGAACCACUCCGAUGAGGGAGUAUCAGCGACGUGUCAAGCUGUUUGAGAUGAGUACGGGAAUCGACCCGUCGUUCAGGGCCCAGAAGUUGAUGGAGAAGCUGUCAGGGAAUGCCUGGUUGGCUACUGAGUCAAUUCCUCUGGAGCUCGAGCCGCUGGAGUUUCUGAGGACGUUCCAGACUUUGGCAGAUUUUUACAAGGGUUUCAGAAGAUCAAAAGGGCAGGAGUUCGUCGCCUACGACAUGGAGUUUAGGCGGCAUGGUCAAAGGCUGGAAGAAGUGGGGGCUGGUAUCGCUGGUGUGACCAAGGCGUACUGGUUCCUGGAGAAGGCUUCACUCUCCAGCGAGCUGCGGAAGCAAGUCGUGGCAGCGGCGGGUGGCCAGUACGAUUACAACAAGCUCCGUGCCGCGGUGAUGGCGAUUGUUCCUCAGGUGAACAAGGAAGAUGACGGGCCAUCUACGAGCUCAAGUGGAGGCAAUCAUCGACAAUGGCGGCGGUCCCCUGCUAAGGUACAUGCCACGACGCAAGAUGGCGAUGAGAACAUGGAGGCCCCGGAAGGCGAGGAAGUCGAGGAGCUCCCCGUCGAGGCCCUUGAAGAGGAACUCCAGGUCCUCAUGACGCAAGCUGCUAAGAAACGAGCCCAGGUGGAGCGUGCUCGUGGCUAUGGCGCUCCGCCUCAGAAAGGGGCGAACCGUGGCGAGACGCCGGAGGCUCGUGAGCGGCGGAUCGCCGAGCUAAAACGGCGUAUGCCAUGCUCAGCUUGCAAGGCGAAUGGCCGUACAGUUUACGGCCACUGGCACAGCGAUGCCAGCUGCCCCUUCAAUCAGAAGGGGAAGGCCGAAGCUCCCGCUGGAAAUGUGAUGGCGGUGAUUGAAGAGGAGCUCUCGGACUCAGAUGAGUAUGGUCCUGACUCCUCCGACGUCUUCUUCACGGAGUACCUUUGCGCGAGUGCGGUGUCCCAGAUCGAGGUGGAUGGUCACGACCACCGAUUGGCCCUGUCGGACACCUGUUGCGCGAGGUCGGUAGCUGGAGAAGCAUGGGCGUUGCGGCAUAUGCGCCACCUUCACGGUUUGGGAGUUGAUGUUUAUGUGGUUGAUGAGCAGCGCCCAUUCCGUUUCGGGGCCGGUCCUCGUGUGGAGUCCCGCUACGGAAUUGUCAUGCCGCUGAUUGUGGAAGCUGCUCAGGUGACACCAUGGGUUCGUGUGAGCGUUGUUCAACAAGACGUUCCGUUGCUGCUGAGCAAAACGGCCUUGAAGGGUUUGGGAGCGCGCCUUGACCUGGGUGAUUCGAGGAUCCUUCUUGGGAAACUGGGCACCCAGGCGCCGCUGAUUGAGACCGCUUCAGGACUGUGCGGUUUCAUGAUCAACGACAACGUGGCGUUUUCUGAGAACGACAUGACUUUGCCGCCUCAAGCAAUGCUGGAGGGCGAGACCGAGAUCUAUGUACCUGGCGAGGCCGAGGACGAGAACGUCGAGCCGAUCUACAAGGUCCAUGCCGAGGCCGAUCGAGGAAGCACCUGCCAGAAGUGCGAGACUUGCGCGAGAGCUCUGAUCGAGAGCCGAGAUUUCUCCUACAAUGCCUUGGAGAUGUUGGCUAACCUUCUCCCGGAGGUGAAGAUGAAAAAGCAGCGGGCUAUCAACCAAGCCGGGGAGAGCCGAGCGCAAGGUCUCGUUGCUGGGGUGUGGGCCCAUGGAGGUUUCAGUGGGAUAACUCGAGCUACGAGGGACCUGCCUUGGACCAUCAAGUAUAUCAACCAGUUCUUGAGGCAGCAGGUGAAGAUGGAAUGGAGUUCUUUUGUGCUGAUGAAGAACAUCAAGACCAACCUCCACCGCGACAAGAACAAUGCCAAGCAAGCUUUGUCGGCCACGGUGACGUUUGGAAACUUCCAAGGCGGCGAGCUUUGGAUGCGUGAAGGGUCGGCCGAGAACCAGCCGGGCGCAUCUGUUGAUCGACGAGAUCGCGAAGGAAAGCUUGUGAAGGGCACUGUGGUCAGCACUCGAGAAAAGCCGCUGGUAUUUGACCCGCGAGUGUCUCAUGGGACUCAGCGAUGGAAGGGCACCCGAUGGUGCCUGACGUGCUACACCUCAAGAGCGAUAGUCGAGUUGGGGGACAACGAUCGACGCUUGCUGCACGACUUGAAGUUCCCCUUGAAAGCCGUCGACAAGACCAGGACCUUUGGGAAAGUGAGUUUUCACCGGAGAGUGAUUCAGCUAGAUCAGCAAACCAUCAGCCACAGUGUGACAGUGAGUGCGAUGGUCUCCAAGUACACUGCGCCGAAGAAGAAGGAAGAAUAUGUCGCGUGCAUCAUGGCACGGACUACCGUGUCGGCGGAGGAGUUGCGCAAGCACGAUGUGGAGCGGCUCAAGCAGAUCUGGACAUUGAUCAAGCCGAAGAAAGCGGCGGCCCCUCUGCCGACCGGUUGGAAGAAGUACGAUGUUCCAGCCCUCAAGCACCUGUACGAGACAGUGGUCGUGCCGGAUUUGCAGCGGCCCCUGGACAAUCACUGGGUCCGUUGGCAACGUCCCUUGUUGGUCACGGAGAUCGACAUGUGGGCCCAGGAGGUUACGGAGGCGCGGAAGGACGAACCCGAGGACCUCUACUCGGAGACGCCGAUGUGCCAAUCGUGUCAGAUACCAUUUGUGAUCCGCACCAACAGGAUGACACGGGAAGAUUUCUUCGGGUGUGUCCGAUUCCCGAUGAGUCGGAACACAAUGGCUCUCACGUACAAUGGCAUGCCGGCAAAGACGGUCCAGGACGGGCUGGAGAAAGAGCGCAAGGCCAAGACCCUCGAGGAGUCCGCCGAAGAUGUGAAAAGGGAAGAGAAGCCGAACAAGUUCACCGGGUAUCCGAAGGGCCCGACCAAUGCGGCUCGUCGCAAGACUCCCUGCUUGACAGAGUGGCGGGGCGACUCCUCCGAUGGGUCGUGGGCGAGGACGGGUCCCCUCCCCGUCGAGACGGAUUCCGACCACGAGGAUUCCUCCAAGGUGAUCAACGCCAAUCUGACGUCAGAGGAGAUGGAAAUGAUCAAGCAGCUCCGGAAGAGCAAGGGCGAGAUCGAGAAGAUUCGUGAUGGGUGUGAAAGGCGCCGUCACUUGAAGAAAGGUGCGAUCAAGAGAUUUCUCGGGAAUGCAAAGGCAGUGGCUGCAAGUGUUAUGAUUGCAUCCACAGCUGCUCUCGGAAUGGCUAUGCAGUCUGUCCCCAGUACUGCAGUUGUCAGGCCAGAUGUACUGGAGGUGUUUGACGGUGAAGCACAGGUGUCUUCUAGUUUUGGCCGGUGGGGUUGGAGUACUGCUAAGCCUGUGGAUCUGAAGCUUGGUGAUGGUAAGUGCGAUGCUGAACGGCAUGAUGGCCUUCUUGAGUGGGUUGAGCGGAAUCGGCCUCGCCUUGUGGUGGUUUCGUGUGCUCGCGAUUUCAAGUCUCUCGAUGUGAUCGACAAGUCGAAAUCGUCCCAAGAAAAGAGAAGACUCAAACAUCAUAGGGAAAAGCAGCUUCCUUUCGUGCACUUCGUUGAAAGCGUGUUUGAGAGACAGAUGAAGCGAGGAGACGACGUCCUUGUGAGUACUUGUGCUGCUAGUGGUGCUUUCAGAGAACCUGUGUUUCAGAAAAUCAUGAACCACCCGCAGGUUUAUGCCACCGCUCUUGACAGUCGAGGAAAUAGCGCUAAGGAUGCUUCAUCAAGGUUCUCUGGAAGCCAUACCGUGCUUUGGCUGAGCACGGCCCUCGAGAUCUGUGAAGAACUCAACAUGCUGAGUCGUGAGGGUUCGAGAGGUGGAGGUUUACGUGAAAUGAUCCACAGUCAUGGUAGGCAAUGUGCUUCAGCGAUUUGCAAGGGAUAUGUGAAGGUGUUGAAGCGGAAGGAUCCGAGCCGUGUGCGGAAGAUGCUUAGGCAAGUUGCAGCUAGGAUCCGGAACCCUCGCAAUCGGCAAGUGAUUCGCGAUCUACGAUGGAACGAAAAGAACAUCAGUAAAGCGCUAGCACGGUGGAGUGCAGUUUUCGCGGUAGAUUCCUCAGGGGGCGGUGACGCCCACUCAGAUGCACCCAUGCAUGAUCCCCUGGAGGAUGAAACCGACCAAGAGCUCCUCGCCGCUGAUCGGGUAGAUCAAGGAGGGGAACCUCUCAGAAGCGAUCUGGCCUAUGACGGCGUCAAGUUCGAAGUGCCCAGCGGGCGCAGGCUGAGUCCCGAGAUCAAGGAAGGGUUACGGAAAGCACACUGCAACUUAGGACACCCCAGCAAAGCGGAUCUUAAGCGGUUUUUGAAGCUAGGUGGGGCUAAACAGGAAGUUGUUGAAGCUGUCGACUGGAUGCAGUGCGUUUCGUGUGCCCAUUCGAACCGGCCCAAAGCCCAUCGGACCACGAAUAUACCUCCUUGCUCUAUCACGUUCGGUGACGAGGUUCAUUUGGACUGUUUCUGUAUUCAUGAUAACACUCCUGAGGCUUAUUGGUUCCUGUCUAUUGUGGAUAGGGCGACCAGUUAUCAUGUAGUUGAGUUACUUCGCGAUCAUAGUCCCAACGAACUUCAUCGGGCUUUCGACAGAGCGUGGGCCAAGUGGGCUGGACCUCCGCUGAGGGUGAGUGUGGAUUUUGAAGGCGGGUUUCGGGGCAAAGAGUUUUGGAACCAAGUCAGCGAGUCCGGCGCUUCACUCGUGUCGAUAGCCGGCACAGCACACUGGCAGGCAGGGAAGGUUGAACGACAUAAUCAGACUGUCAAAGACAUGCUGAGGACUGUCAUUAGGCAUACCCAUGUUAGGGGACGAGAACAGAUUCGCGUUGCCGGCCGGGAAGUGUGUUGGGCUAAGAACACGUUAGUCAGAGAGCAUGGUUGGUCGCCGGUGGCUUUAGUGUUCGGGAAAGAGCCUAGGGUUUUCGGUGAACUUCAUAGUCAGGGCGAACCAAACAUGUUCCAUCCCAGGGUUGGAGACCCUGAUAGUGAAGUGGCUAGGCGCAUGAGGUACAGGUAUCAUGCCAAGCUGGAAUACGUGAAGUCCCAGGCUAGGCAGAUGCUUGCUCGAACUGCUCACAAUAGGGUGCGUAAGAUUACUAACCCUAGGGUCGGUCAGAUGGUUUUCUUCUGGAGGGCCGAGCGGAAGAAGGAACCGAGUAGGUGGGUUGGUCCCGCUUAUGUGGUUGGUCUUCAAGGGUCUAGCGCUUGGGUGGCGAUAGGAGGUAGAUGCUUUCUGGUUGCGGGUGAGCAUUUGCGUGAAGCCUGUGGGGAUGAGAGAAACUUCGGUGAUCCUCAGAUUCAGAAGGCGAUUGCUCUGUUCAAGAAGACCCCUAAAGAAGCUACUUUCGAAGACCUGACUAGACAACCUCCUCCUAGCGAAGAACCUCUUGAGAUUGAGCAACAGUCAUUUGCACAUGAUCUUGCACGAGAUGCAGGUGACUUUGAGCAAGGAGUUACCGAGUUGCCUGAGGAACUUCGGAGAGUGGUCAAGCGAGUAGGAUGGACUCAGGACAGCUCUGGUAAUCCUGUGCUUGUGACACGUCGCGCCUGGGCCUAUCGCACUCCCGAAGCCAAGUACGAAGGUACUAGCUAUCCCUAUAGAACUACUUGGGGUCGGUUUGACGGGGAGUGGAUUUGGCUUGAAAAGGACGUGAAGUGGAGUGAGCUCUCCAAUCCCAACAGUUUUCUCCCUCAGGCUCCUGCCGAAAUCCUGAUCACUGCGUUUAGCCGUAGGAGUAAGAGAGAGAUGACUUUGGAUGAUGUGCCUGUUGUGAUAAAGAGAAGGAGAGAAGGAGAGGAGCGAGAGGCUGCUGUUCACGCGGUUCAUCAUGGGAAAAUUGUGGGAAAGAACAAAUUGAAGAGAAUGAUGGAUAAAGAGGUUCCGUAUGAGAAGAUUCCUGAGAGUGAGCGCGCCGCCUAUCAUGAGGCGCAAGAGAAAGAAUGGCAGAGCUGGAGGCAAUAUGAGAGCUGUGAGGUCUUGAGUGAGGAGGAGAGUGCGAGAGUUUUGAGGGAGAAUCCCAAGAGAGUCCUCCCCAGUAGAUACGUGUACCGAAACAAGAAUGCGGGAUUAGUUGAUGAACAGGGAAGGGCUCUCCCUGUUCGGGCAAAGGCCCGGUUGUGCCUUCAGGGGCAUUUAUGCCCAGACUCCCAAACGGGUCAGGUUCAGGUGGAUUCCCCGACGGUUGAAAGGGUCUCGACCAUGCUUUUCUUGCAUAUGUGCAUCAGCUACGGUUGGUCCCAGAAUUGGUUUAUCGGUGACAUAAGUAAUGCCUUUCUUCAGGGUGCACCAUUGCAAGGAAAGGAAGCCAUGUACAUGAGACCUCCAAAGCAAGGCCUGAAAGGGGUUGGUCCAAACCAGAUCCUGAAGCUGCUUAAGCCAGUGUACGGGCGUCCCGAUGCUCCUCGAGCCUGGUACGAGGAACUGGCAAAGGUCCUGACCCAGGAGUUGGGAUUCUCGAAGUCCUACAUAGAUCCUGCAGUGUUCAUGCUCAGAAAUCCUGAAGGCCUGUUGAUCGGUGUUAUGAUAAUCCAUGUUGACGACCUUAUGGUUUGUCAUGACGGUUCCCAGCAGGCCAUGGAUGCAAUUGAGCGUUUGAGAAAGAGAUUUCCCUUUGGAACUUGGGAGAGGGUUGCGGACAAGCCUCAAGGAGUGACCUACUGCGGCAAGGAGAUUUGUCUUCGCAAGGAUACGCAACCAUAUAUCACCCUCGCCCAAGACGGUUUCGUGGACGGCAGAUUGGAGGAAAUGGAUAUUGAACCAAGCAGAAAGCGUUGUCCUGAACAGUAUGCCAGUGAAGAAGAGAGAGCGGAAUACAGGUCAAUCGUUGGUAGUCUCCAGUGGCUGUCCACCCAAUCUCGUCCUGAUAUGAGUUUCGAGACGAACCAGCUUCAGAAGAGAAUCGCUGAUCUCCGUGUCUUUGACCUCAGUCGCGCUAAUAAAGCUGUGAGAGAGGUGAAAGAGAAUCGUAUGCUGUUGACGUUUAGAGAUCUCGGACGAGAUGCUCAGUUGAUCGUGUAUUCGGAUGCCGGUCUGUACUCGAGUGUCGGAGCUGAGAUCAGUGAGCAAGAGUGUGAAGACAUCCUUCAGUCUCAGAAGGAUAAGAAACUUGUUUAUUCGCAGAAGGGCGCUUUGGUGGGCUUCGUUAAGCGUGGAUCCACUGAAGUCAGAGGCGAGAGUACGCAUGUGAAUGUUCUCGACUGGAAGAGUAGCACCAAUCGUAGAGUGUUGGAGUCGAGCUUCGCUGGUGAAACGCAUGCGGCCUUGAUGGGUUUAGGCAUGGGCCAUUUCUGUCAAGUGCUGAUGAGCGAGCUGCGUUUUGGAUCGGAUGUUGUUGGCAGUGUCGAUGACGAUGGAUGGAAUGAUUUGGUCCCUAUGACCUUGGUUACGGAUUGCAGGUCUAUUUACGAUACGGUUCAUAAAGAUGGCCAACAUAUCUCCGACAAAGCCAGUGUUGUCCAUGCAGUGCUUCUUCGUCAAGCUCUCACGACUCGCCAAGUCGCUUGUAGAGUUAGAUUGCUCUGGGUUCCCACGAGACAUCAAUUAGCUGACGGUUUGACUAAGGGUUUGAGGGCUAAGGAAACUCGUGAGCAAUUGCGACAGGGCGCAGUUUUUCGUGAAGAAGCUGCCAAGCGAAGGGUUCCGGAUCAAAAAGAUAGUGUUAUCGGUGUGAAUGUUUGCGAGGGCAGUUGA
This is a messenger RNA of Symbiodinium sp. CCMP2592, 8118 nucleotides long. The record is from the annotation of a GenBank genome assembly. Lineage: Eukaryota; Dinophyceae; Suessiales; Symbiodiniaceae.